AUGAGCGAAGCGCAAAAUCUGCGCGUCAAAUUCUUGCAGCAGUCGGCCUUCAACUUGUUCCUUAGCACACCGGCCACGUCCAGGCAGCUGAUGCGUGAGAGCCAGGCGCUGGGCCAUGAGGCCUCCUCGCAGCUUCCAAACCGUGGACAGCUUGUCUGUGCCGCUUGUGGUACCAUACUCCUGCCGCAGUGGACGAUGAAAAGCAAGAUCAGAGCGAAAAGGACAAGACGCGGUCGUAAGGGCCUCAACCACGAAAAAGUCACACGGCAAAAGGUCCGCUCUCAUUGUUGCUCACUAUGCGACAAUGUCACGAAGAAUGUCAUUGCCAUUGCAUCAAGUCCCAGAAAAGACAAGAAGCAACCGGCUGCGGCUGCUCCUGCUCAAUCGUCCCUUGAGAAUAUUAUGCGCGCUGAGCCGGUAUUGGAAAGCAACACCAAGUCCACCAGCAAGAAAAGAGCAAAGGCACGAAAAGAUCGAGAAGGUUUGCAAGCACUUCUCCAUAAGAGUGCACAGACGAAGACUCCUCCGAGCCUCAACCUCUUGGACCUGAUGAAGAAAUGA
Messenger RNA from Cladophialophora yegresii CBS 114405, 561 nucleotides. RefSeq lists its product as uncharacterized. Lineage: Eukaryota; Fungi; Ascomycota; Eurotiomycetes; Chaetothyriales; Herpotrichiellaceae. The record is from RefSeq and is a predicted model, not a curated record. The coding region runs from base 1 to 561 and encodes 186 amino acids. Gene Ontology annotation, biological process: RNA processing. The transcript has a single exon.